This is a messenger RNA of Hemiscyllium ocellatum (epaulette shark), 4395 nucleotides long. It is a transcript of the gene ctnnd1, whose product is annotated as catenin (cadherin-associated protein), delta 1. Bases 49 to 2901 code for a protein of 950 amino acids. Gene Ontology annotation, biological process: cell-cell adhesion; cell-cell junction assembly. The record is from RefSeq and is a predicted model, not a curated record. Gene Ontology annotation, cellular component: nucleus; cytoplasm; adherens junction. Gene Ontology annotation, molecular function: cadherin binding. The transcript has 18 exons. NCBI's taxonomy places the organism in Eukaryota, Metazoa, Chordata, Chondrichthyes, Orectolobiformes, Hemiscylliidae.
CCUUCUUCGCCCCCACCUUCCUUCCUCCCACCCCUAGGGGGUGACACCAUGGAUGACUCCGAUGUAGAGUCAACGGCCAGCAUCCUGGCCUCAGUCAAGGAGCAGGAGAUCCAGUUCGAGAGAUUAACCCGAGCACUCGAGAAUGAGAGACGCGGAGUCUCCCUGCAACUGCAGCGCGUGAAGCUGGGGCCUGAUGGGAUCGCUCCUACCGUCGCCAACGGCAACGGUACCCUCAGCUGGCGGUGGCAGACCCGAAACGGAAUCGAUCCCUGCGAUGCUGAGAGAGAGUGCUUACUGCCCCUCCCUUUGCGUGUGAACAGAUACGAGGACCACCAGCUCACCCACAGCUCUGCCACGAUGAUGCAGGACCCCAGCCCAUACUUUGAGGAGACGGUGACGGUGGAGGAAGACCCCGAACAUGCGCCGUCCGUCGUCUCCGUGGAAACGGACGAGGACGGUACCACCCGUCGGACGGAGACCACGGUGAAGAAGGUGAUUAAGACGGUCACCACCAGGACUGUCCACGAGAUGCCAGGUGACCCGUUCUCCGGGGACGGCUCCUCGGUGCAAGGUGGCUACACCCAGACCCUGGACAGAAAGUUCCGGAGUAACGGCGAGACGUACUUGGGCCCGCACGGCAGCUCCACCGUGCCGCGCGGCUACUCCUACCAGGAGGUGUACGGGAAACCGCCGGCGCAGCGGGUCCCCUACGCGGACCUGCCCCCUGAAGGCUACAGCAGCCUCUCCCGCGGCGUGCGCAUCGACCAGCGCUACCAGCCUCCCGUCGAGGGCUACCAGCGGGCGCCGGGCCGAAUGGACGUCUACGGGGCCCAGCCCCAGGUGAGGGCGGGCAGCAACUUCAACCUGAACCAGUCGCACCCGGAGAGGUUCCCCUCCGAGCCCUACGGCCUGGAGGAUGACGAGAGGAGCGUGGGUUAUGACGAUGCCCCAGACUAUGGCCUAGCGCACGAUUACCCGACCGCCAAGCGUUCUGCCACGCCAUCCGACCUCCGCAACCGAUACUUCCGCAGCAGGAGCUUUGACGACCCAUUGGCCGACGACAUGCGGUCGGAGCACGACGCCUACUACUGGGCGCCGCUGGCCCAGCAGGAGCGGGCGGGCAGCAUGGCCAGCCUGCACAGUGGCCGGAAGGAGCCGGUGGCCUGGCGCCGGCCGGAGCUGCCCGAGGUCAUCGCCAUGCUCAACUACAAGCUGGACGCGGUCAAGGCCAACGCUGCGGCCUACCUGCAGCACCUCACCUACCGCAACGACAAGCUCAAGACCGAGGUGCGGCGCCUGAAGGGCAUCCCCGUCCUGGUGGAGAUGUUGGACCAUCCCAAGAAGGAGGUCCACCAUGCUGCCUGCGGGGCGCUGAAGAACAUCGCCUACGGCCGCGACGCCGACAACAAGAAGGCCAUCAAGAACUGCGAUGGGGUCCCCUCCCUGGUCCGCCUGCUGAGGAAGGCCCGAGACAUGGACCUCAACGAGGUCAUCACAGGGACCCUGUGGAAUCUCUCCUCCCACGACGCGGUGAAGAUGGAGAUAGUUGACCAUGCCGUCCCUGCCCUGUGCGAUGAGGUCAUUAUUCCACAUUCCGGCUGGGAUCAGGAGCCCAACGAAGAUUCCAAACCCCGGCAUGUGGAGUGGCAGGGAGUGCUCACUAACACCGCUGGCUGUCUCAGGAACGUCAGCUCAGAGAAAAAGGAAGCUCGCCAGAAACUGCGGGAAUGCAGCGGAUUGGUCGAUUCCUUGAUGCACAUCGUCCAAUCAGAGAUAGACCAGAAGGACGUUGACAGCAAGCUGGUGGAGAACUGCGUGUGCCUGCUGCGGAACCUCUCCUUCCAGGUGCACAGGGAGAUCCCGGACGCGGCCCGCUUCCAGGACCCGGUGGGUGGACCCUCGGUGCCCGCGGGAUCUUCCCAGCCCAAGGCCAGCUGCUUCGGCAGCAAGAAGGGGAAAGGCAGGAAAGGUGCUGAUGACCCCACCGCUGAUGUGGACAUUCCCAAGAGGAGCACUCCAGCGAAAGGUUACGAGCUGCUCUACCAGCCGGAGGUAGUCCGUCUGUACCUCUCGCUAAUGAAGGAGUCGAAGAACCCUGCUGUCCUUGAGGCAGUGGCUGGAGCUCUGCAGAAUCUCUGCGCUGGCCGCUGGACGUAUGGCCGCUACAUCCGACUGAUGGUGCGGCAGGAGAAAGGCCUGUCCUGUAUUGCCGAGCGCCUCACGCACGAGAACGACCGCGUGGUCAAGGCCGUGUCCGGAGCGCUUCGGAACCUGUCCCUUGACGCCCGGAACAAGGAACUGAUCGGGAAACAUGCGAUGCCCAAUCUCGUUUUCAACCUGCCGUCCAGCCAGCAGUCCGCUCCUGCUCGGAAUGACGACACCGUUGUGUCGAUACUUCAGACCAUCAACGAGGUGGUCAUUGACAAUGUGGAGGCAGCCAAGAAACUCCGGGAGCUGCAGGGGGUGGAGAAGCUGGUGUUGAUGAACAAGUCGAGCCGUUCCGAGAGGGAGAUCAAGGCCGUGGGGACCGUGCUGCAGACACUGUGGGGGUACAAGGAGCUCCGCAAGCAACUGGAAAAGGACGGCUGGAAAAAGGCUGACUUCCAGGUGACCAGCGCCAACCGUGGAGUGUCGGGAAACGCCUACGACGACAGCACUCUGCCCCUGAUCGAGAAAGACCAGCGAGGAGGAGACAAGAGGGAGAUGAUACCGAUGGACGAUCUCGGACCAGAUGCCUACUCCACAUUGGACCGCAGGGAUCAGAAUCGAACACUGGACCGGACUCUCGAUCGUUCGGGUGACUACUCGGAGCGGGAGCCCCUGAAGGGAGACCCUUACCCCAUCAGUACUAACAUGGGCAGCCGAGGCAGUGUUGGGCUCCUGGAGAGUUACCGGGACUAAGACACUAACAGCGUAUCCCUGCAUGAAUGACUAGACCAUCUCUGAACUGACUGACCUGAUGAAGAUGCCACUGCCCAUUGUGAUGUUUGGUUUUUUUUACAUAUAUAUAUGUAAAAUAUAUAUAUAUAUUGACACUCGGUCGAGUUUGUGGCAACACUGUUAGUGUUUUGAUUACUCUGAAUGCAUCUCAACGUCAAAUGACAGACUGUCUUUCUACUUAACAAAUUAUGUUUCUUUUUUUUAUAUAAGAAAAAAUAUAUAUAUAUAUGUGAACGUUGGGCUUGAUGGAGGGGCGUGUGUUUGGGGCUGAGGGAGGAGGGUUUUCGGGGGGGUGAGUGUUGGACGGAUGAGUGAGGGCCGAAUUUGCUUCCUCCCUAUCGGUCAGGGUCUGGCUGGUUUUUGUUGUCAGGACCCCCCCACCCCCCAACAACGUGCCUCAUUCUGUGGAGAACGUGGGAGGUGACGGCGUGCGGUCUCAUCCUGAGAGGAGAUGCCGUGAGACAUUCUCUCCCCCCCUUCCCCAGCCGGCUGCUUCCAUUCGGGGAGGAGGGCGCGCGACGGUUAAUCCACCCUUCUUUCUGAUUCCUCCCUCCCCCCACCAACCCGACCCCGUCUCUGGUCUGUCGAGGGGUGGGAAAGAGGGUGGUUGAUACGGUCGCAUGUGUCCCUGAGCGAGGGGGAGUCGGGGGGAGAGGAUUCGGAGGUGGAGGUGGUGGGGAUGGAUAGUGAGUCCUAGGCCGCAGGCUUCGGUGUGAGUGUGAGUUGAACAGGCCUGUCUGAGGUGUGCCUCAGUAUCCCUUCUCCCCCAACUCUUUCACUGCAGAAAAAAGACACUAAUUGGUAUGAAAGGAAGCAGCGAGAGAGAGAUGUGGGAGAGGGGGAUCCUGGAGCAGCUUCCUGGGAUUCCUUUGUCCUGACCCUGUCAAAUAUUUCCCUUCCAUUGCCUUUGAGGUGUUCAGGUCGAAGGAAGCCUCCCUCCGGCCUGGAAUGUUGGUGCUGUGCUUGGGCUUGGGCUGUUCGUAUUGGCAGCUGUGGAUGAGACUUUUUAAGAUAGUAUGACUCCUCUUCCCCCAGCUCUCCCUCACCUCCCCCAGCCCUCCCUCUCGCUCCCUCCCUCUCGCUCCCUCCCUCUCGCUCCCUCCCUCUCGCUCCCUCCCUCUCGCUCCCUCACUCUCGCUCCCUCCCACCCUCUGCCUCACUGCUGUGUGUGUGUGUGUGUGUGUAUGUGAGAGAGUGGGCCCGGUGUCUGUGUGUGUGUCUGUGCUCGCUCCUCCCUUAACCACUCGGUGCUUGGUCAACGUUCAUCACAGGCGGGGAUUCGGAAGGGGGUAGGGGGGGAAGAAAAUAACCACUACAGAUCCAGUUUCAUUUUGUAAAUCCGAGACCUGACUACCUUUCGCAAUUUGAUUCUCUCCUUUUUUUAACCUCAAUAAAAAAAAGUAUGUGUUAUUUUUUACGAAGAGACUAAAUAAAGGUUGUAUUCAGGAGGCAGAA